This is a messenger RNA of Ogataea angusta, 669 nucleotides long. RefSeq lists its product as uncharacterized. The record is from RefSeq and is a predicted model, not a curated record. The transcript has 2 exons. Lineage: Eukaryota; Fungi; Ascomycota; Pichiomycetes; Pichiales; Pichiaceae. Bases 1 to 669 code for a protein of 222 amino acids. Gene Ontology annotation, molecular function: aldose reductase (NADPH) activity. Gene Ontology annotation, cellular component: cytosol.
AUGUCUAUUUUGCAAGAGAAAAUCCAAUUGAACAACGGCACUGCCAUUCCGGUCGUGGGACUGGGCACAGUGACUCCAGAUGAUAAAAAACCCCUACUCCACGACGUUGUCAGAGCAGCAAUUCUCGAUGCCGGCUACCGUCACAUCGACACCGCGUGGUACUACGGCGUGGAGCCAAUUCUGGGCGAGGUUCUGGAGGAGAUCUUCAAUGAGGGCAAGAUCAAGAGAGAAGACAUUUUCAUCACCACCAAGGUCUGGCCUGCUCUGUGGAAGAACCCGCAAAAGUCUCUGGAUAAAUCACUCAAGGAUCUGAGAGUCGACUACGUUGACCUGUGGCUGCAACACUGGCCAUUGACUUUCAAAUCUGACGAGAACGGCCAGCCACCGGUUCCUCGCGACAGCUCAGGAAAAGUGCUUGAGGACGACGGCGAUUUUCUGGACACAUACAAGAAGAUGGCUGAUAUCUAUAAAAAUUCGAAUAAGGUGAAGGCCAUCGGAGUCUCGAAUUAUUCCAUUGGCAACCUGGAGAGAUUGUUGAAGGAAACUGAUGUGGUGCCUGUGAUCGACCAGAUCGAGCUUCACCCACAGCUCCCUCUGAACGAUCUGGUGGAGUUCUGUAAAGAGCACAAAAUUGUUGUCGAGGCGUACAACCUGCAGACAUCCUUGUGA